CCAAGAACAGCCAUCUCCAAAAACCUUCACAGCUUCCCUUCGCCCCCGAGCAGUCCACUCCUGUGCCGCAAUCUACGCCAUGGCUGCAACCGUGAAGCUAGCAAAGGCCCUGCGCCGCCCUCUUCCCACCCCCAGCCGAUUCCAUUCCACCGCUCGCCUUCUCUCGACCGCCGAUUCAUCAUCCUCGCCGUCGAUUACUCAGCAGCCGCCUCUCCCUGCCGCCCUUUGCUCCCCGAAACCCUCGUUUCUCAUUUCCCACUCCCUUCUUCCCUCCAAUCCGUACGGGAUCUUUUCCGUCCGCUUCAACCAGGCCCGGCUCCGCGUCAACCGAUCCGGGAACCCUUCCUACAAUCCCGGGUCCAGCGACCGUCCUCCCACCGAGAUAGCCCCGCUCUUCCCUGGCUGUGAUUACGAGCACUGGCUAAUCGUCAUGGAUAAGCCUGGAGGCGAAGGCGCCACCAAAGAGCAGAUGAUCGAUUGCUACGUUCAAACCCUAGCUAAAGUCGUCGGAAGCGUAGAGGAGGCAAAGAAGAAGAUUUACAACGUUUCUUGUGAGAGAUACUUUGGGUUUGGCUGUGAAGUGGACGAGGAGACUUCAAACAAGAUGGAAGGUUUGCCUGGAGUUUUGUUUGUGCUGCCCGAUUCGUAUGUUGAUGCCGAAUACAAGGACUAUGGAGCUGAACUGUUUGUGAAUGGGGAGAUAGUGCAACGGUCGCCUGAAAGACAGAGGCGAGUAGAACCUGUGGUUCAGCGCGACAGAGUAAGGCCCAACACGCGGUACAACAGGCGUAGAGAUAAUAACAUGAGAUGAGUUAGUUUUUGAUUAUAACGCGUAGAGAUAUGGGUCUCUAUUAUUUCUAUUAUGAACCUUACCUUUUCUGUCAUUUGGUGUUUUAGCCACUUAUGGUUGUGAACAGAAAGUCUGCUUGCUUCUUUGGAUGUGUCACUCCCAUCUUUGCCUUAAUUUAUUGUGUUUGGGUAUGAAUUGCAGCUGAGCAUGUUUCCCUUAUUGUUCUUUAU
Messenger RNA from Cuscuta campestris, 1020 nucleotides. The record is from the annotation of a GenBank genome assembly. NCBI's taxonomy places the organism in Eukaryota, Viridiplantae, Streptophyta, Magnoliopsida, Solanales, Convolvulaceae.